AAUAGCCAACAAAAGGCCGCGCUAAUUUCUCCCUCGAGCGUCUUCCGCCCUCCGGUCUCCUCGUUUCCUCGCUUCCUCCCUAACCCGAAGUUCAACACGCCAGAGGAGGAAGAAGCAUCGAGGAUAGAGAAAUUGCUCGUCGCAAUCCUCCAUUCGGCCGUCUUCGUCCACAAAAGAGCUCCUUUUCCUUCCGCUCAGCUCUCAUUUUGUCACAAAGUUCGUCCUUGGAGGCCAGUCAGCCAACCAAAAGGGGGGCAGAGAGGCCUCAGGCAAGGAACGAGAUCCCUUGCGUUCCACCUCAAUGACAUGCUAGGCCUCGGUGUUUGUUGAAUUUUGGCACAUUUCGUGGUUUGGAUUUCUUCUUUAGGGUUUGGGGAUGCCUCUCCUUUUCGGUAAUUCGAGCCGUGCGUUAUAGGUUUGGAUCUUUUGCGCCUUCACGGAAGAGAAAGAAUCCAUCUUUGGCGCCUUUUGAUUCCUAGUUAGGCGUUCAGGCGUUGGUCGUCUCCAGUUGCGGAUUUCUGAUGCUUUCUUUCUGGCAUUGGCCUUUUGGAAUCUAUCCAUUCAACAGGAGAACAUCGAAAUAAUAUUUAUGAAAAGUGACCAUAUGGUUUUAUCAUACGAUAGCUCAAGCUUAUGAUUCUGCGUGAUUAGUAUCUAUCCAUUCACGGGUAACUUCAGAUGAUUCUUGGUUCUGGACAUUAGGAUCAUGACUGAGAGAUUUCUUACUUCAAGGAAGGACGUCAACUGAUCUUCUGUGUAAGGCAUAGGUGAUAUUCUGAGAGCUAUUCGGCAAGGACAAACUUAUGUCAUGAGAAUGGUAGCAUAUAUGUACAGGCUGUAUCAGAGAGAUGAUGGCCUUAAGCAGGAAUGGUAUGAUUGUUGGAUGUAUGAUUUUGUUUCUGGUUAUUGUUCCACAACUGUCAGCAGGGAGACAAUUACAGUUCUUCAGUUUGACUCAUUAUAUGAUAGAAAAAAUGUUGCUUGAUUGUGGUCUGCAAUUGGAAGAUAUAAAUGAGAUUAUUAACAAUUGUCGAUUACCUCUUUUGGAGGCCUUUGUCAAAGAUUCUAAGCAUAUCUAUGUAAAAGCUCGUUCACCGACAGGAGAUGCCCAAGAUGAAGCUGCAACUUCUCUAUGUUCACAUCUUCCACACUAUCUUGAAAGUUUGAGAAAACAGAGCCACCAAGCUCUUAGUUCACUAGAAGAGAAUGGCUAUAAGAACUUGUAUUCUUGUUAUCUUGGCCACUUACUUGGACAUCCUUCAAGACGGAAUCUUUCUGGUCAAUCUGCAACAGCCGGUGCACCUGUUUCUCAUGCUUCAGCUGCAUCACCAUAUACUGCAAAUGGAUUUGAUCCAUUGCCUUCCCCUCCCCCAGUUCCUGCAAGGAGACAAACUCCUGAUGUACUUCCAACUCAUGGUCACAUAUCCUCUUCAUCAAAAUUUAGCAUGAGUGCAGAAGAAAAUUUGCCACCAGAGACACAAGAGACCAUCAACGAGACCAUUUUUCUUGCAGUUGUUUUAAGCGUAACUGGGACAUCUUUUUUUGCAGUAAUUCUCUUCAUCAUAUAUUACAAAUGCCGUAAGAAAAAGAUUUUUUUACGUUCUAGCUUAAGAGAUGACAGUCCACUCCUAAGUCAUAGUUUGAGUGACCUCUCUGGUUCUCCACAAAGCCCUACAAGCUUAGUAAGCUUAAAAGGGAAGAAUAAGUUGGAAGUUUCAUCCCAUAAAUCCGAACCAAAACAUGAUAAUGCUUCCUUGAAUGUUGACUCAACUGAAGACUCAAGAUUUUCCAAUUCAUUAAUAGAUCCCUCUAGUGUGCCUACAAAUGUACCUUCACAACUUCCACAAACUCAAGAAGGGCAGCCAUCACCACCACAAUCACUUGCACCUCCAUCUACUACAGCUGUAACCCAGCAACCUCCACAAACUCCUCCACCACCACCACCACCACCACCUCCACCAUCACCUUCUGGUCAUCCACCACCACCACCACCACCUUCUGGUCAUCCACCACCACCACCACCACAACCACCACCUAGUGGUCAUCCACCAUCGCCACCACAACCACCACCGCCACCACCUUCUGGUCAUCCACCAUCACCACCACAACCACCACCUUCUGGUCAUCCACCAUCACCACCACAACCACCACCUUCUGGUCAUCCACCAUCACCACCACAACCACCACCACCACAACCACCACCACCUUCUGGUCAUCCACCACCACCACCACCACCACCAUCACCUUCUGGUCAUCCACCACCACCACCACCACCUUCCGGUAUUCCACCACCUCCUGGAUUUCCACAAUGUCAAGGACAUCCACAAGGUCCAUCUGAACAAUCCCCUCCGCGAGCUUCAGGACCUCCACAACCUCCAGGACCUCCACAACCUCCAGGACCUCCACCACUGCCUGCAGUGGCUCCUCCAGUUCAAAAGGACGAUCCAGUUGCUAGGUCGCCGCCACCACCACCACCACCCAACAAAAAAGUUGGUACCCCUUCGCCUCCACCAAACUCUUCUACUGCUCCCCUUCCACCACCCCCAAACGCAAGAGUGCCACGGCCAGCCCCACUUGGACUAAAACAUACUUCAUCAAGCAACCAAGCACCAAAAACAAAAUUGAAGCCAUUCUUUUGGGAUAAAGUUCAUGCAAACUCUGAUCAAUCAAUGGUGUGGGACCAGCUUCAGUCUGGUUCUUUCCAGUUUGAUGAAGAGAUGAUUGAAAGUCUAUUUGGCUAUACACCUGUUAAUAACUCGAAAAUUGUUGGGAAGGAGUUAUCAUCAAAGGUCCCCGUUCAGUUUGCUCGAAUACUUGAUGCCAAGAAAUCCCAAAAUUUGGCAAUUUCAUUGAAGGCUCUGAAUGUGAAAAUAGUAGUAGUCCGUGGUGCGCUCUUGGAAGGAGAAGGAAAUGAGCUUUCUGUGGAGUUACUCCAAACAUUGCUCAAGAUGGCUCCUACAGUUGAUGAAGAGCUGAAGCUUCGAUUGUAUACAGGAGAUCCCUCUGAACUUGCUUUAGCAGAACAGUUCUUGAAGGCUUUACUGGAAAUUCCUUUUGCUUUCCAACGAGUAGAUGUACUACUUUUCAAGGCUUCUCUGCCAGAAGAUGUUUUAAAUGUCAAGCAGUCAUUCUCUAUACUAGAGAUGGCUUGUGGAGAGUUAAAAAAUAAUCGUCUGUUCUUGAAGCUAUUAGAAGCUGUUCUUAAAACUGGCAAUCGUAUGAAUGAUGGUACCUUCCGUGGGGGAGCACAAGCAUUCAAGCUCGAUACACUCUUGAAGCUUUCAGAUGUCAAAGGAACUGAUGGCAAGACAACACUGUUGCAUUUUGUUGUCCAAGAGAUAAUCCGAUCAGAAGGGGUGCGUGCUGUUCGCCAGGCAAGGGAGCGAAGUGGGAGCAUCUCUAGUGUCCAUUCCAGCGAUCUUUCUGAUGAUUCACUCCACGAAUCCGAAGACUACUUCCGUAAACUUGGUCUCAAAGUUGUUUCAGGCGUCGGAGAUGAACUUCAAAAUGUCAAGAAAGCUGCAGGUCUGGACGCUGAUGCAUUGACAUCGUUGGUAGCAAGCCUUAACCACAGAUUAUCAAAGACGAAGGAAUUCCUAAAUACAAGCAUGAAGAGUCUCGAGGAAGAAAGUGGGUUUCAUAACACGCUAAAGAAGUUCUCCUCGGAGGUUGAAACUGAAAUCACUUUCAUUUCAGAGGAGGACAAGAGAAUAAGAUCUUUGGUGAAGAAAACCAUCGACUUUUUCCAUGGGAAUUCAGCCAAGGACGAGGGGCUACGAUUGUUUGUAAUCGUACGAGACUUUCUUCUGAUUUUGGAAAAGGCAUGCAAAGAAGUUAGAGAAACACCAAGGAAAGUGAAGCAGCCAGCUCCGACUCGUGAAAACUCGUCGUCAUCACCCAUGCCCAGUCCAAAGCUGCUGCUUUUUCCGGCGAUCAAAGAUCGACGUGUGGACGGUAGUUCUAGCUCAGAUUCCUCGAACGAUGAAAGUUGAUUGCCCGACCUCAAUUUGAAAAAAGUUUUCUUAAGCACUGGCACAGGAUGCUGGAAACUACCACCUUUUGGAAGACGCUGGCAUUGCUUAACGAUCAACAUCCGUUACGAUCCAGAAGCAAAAUCUAGGUCGCAGAACGUUGAAGAACCACAUCUGCAUGCCUAUGUGCGGUCAUCGACCCCAUGGCAUAUUGGAAGCAAAACUAGAAACACACUGAAUUUUGUUCUUGAGCCUAGCAGUUUGUGCAUGUCUAAAAGUGUUAGUUUGCAAGAUUUUUGAAUCAUUUGUAUGAUACACGUGAUGGAGGACUGGCGUUUUUGUUUCAUGCCAUCGGCCUUUGUUGGCACUGCUGUGUACCAUGUAAGCAAUGUCAGAGCUAAGUGAUGAACAUGGUUUAGAUA
Zingiber officinale is the source of this 4393-nucleotide messenger RNA. Its product is annotated as formin-like protein 3. The transcript has 7 exons. Bases 849 to 3992 code for a protein of 1047 amino acids. Gene Ontology annotation, biological process: actin cytoskeleton organization; actin nucleation. Lineage: Eukaryota; Viridiplantae; Streptophyta; Magnoliopsida; Zingiberales; Zingiberaceae. The record is from RefSeq and is a predicted model, not a curated record. Gene Ontology annotation, molecular function: actin filament binding.